CGAUCUAGAUGCAGACAAACGAGUAAAGAAAGCAAUCAGGGAAAUCCUGCCUGCAAUUACCCCAGCAGUAAAAGGACAGAGGAAAAGCAGAACCAGAAGCCUCUCCUCCCCCUAUGCCUUAACUACUUCAAACAAACAGAAAGACACUCCAUCCUCUCAAGUAGGGAAAAACGCUACGGCCUCAGAGGAGAUUCUUGGAUCAGCAGACAGUGUAACAGUAAAGGAUAUGGGGGAUGUCGAACUAUCCGAAAACAUGAUCGACAAUGCUACACAACCAGAUCAGGAAGUAGCACAGAAAUCCCUUGCAGAUGCAAAUCCAGAUAUUACAAUGAUUGACAGCACUGAUGAGGAGGAUGGAUACUUCCCCUCGGUAAUGAUUCCAAAAGGGGAAAACCUUUCAGAAUUCCCGAACAACCCUAAUUCGUCCAAUGCUGUACACCUGUACAUAGAUGAUGCCCGCUUUGGCAUAGCUUUGGACUGGAAA
Paraglomus occultum is the source of this 484-nucleotide messenger RNA. Lineage: Eukaryota; Fungi; Glomeromycota; Glomeromycetes; Paraglomerales; Paraglomeraceae. The record is from the annotation of a GenBank genome assembly.